Molecule: messenger RNA, 733 nt
Organism: Prunus dulcis (almond)
Lineage: Eukaryota; Viridiplantae; Streptophyta; Magnoliopsida; Rosales; Rosaceae
Product: probable ubiquitin-conjugating enzyme E2 18
Exons: 6
Coding region: 138-623 (161 amino acids)
Source: RefSeq, a predicted model, not a curated record
UCCUAAGUUGACUAAUCAUAUACUUGUAUAAGUACUUUUCCUGAAAAUUUCGAGGGACUUGAGAGAGCAAAGCAAAGCAAAGUAUUUCCGACACUGCCGUCGACCUCUCUCUUUCGCGCUCGCUUGCUUAGGAAGCCAUGACCAGCUCCUCUGCCGCUUCACGCAAGGCUUUAAGCAAGAUCGCCUGCAAUCGGCUCCAGAAAGAGCUUGUGGAGUGGCAGGUCAAUCCCCCAGCCGGUUUUAAACACAAAGUCACUGAUAAUCUUCAGAGAUGGGUCAUCGAAGUCAACGGAGCCCCAGGAACUCUUUACGCCAAUGAAACAUAUCAGCUCCAAGUUGAUUUUCCAGAGCAUUAUCCUAUGGAAGCGCCACAGGUGAUUUUUAUCCCUCCAGCUCCUCUGCAUCCUCACAUUUAUAGCAAUGGCCAUAUCUGCCUAGAUAUUCUAUAUGAUUCAUGGUCUCCAGCCAUGACUGCUAGUUCCAUCUGUAUCAGCAUUCUCUCCAUGUUAUCGAGUUCCACUGUGAAGCAACGCCCAGCAGAUAAUGAUCAUUACAUUAAGAACUGCAGGAAUGGCAGAUCUCCCAAGGAGACGAGAUGGUGGUUCCAUGAUGAUAAAGUGUAAUGACAUAACAAAUAUUUAUCAACUAUGUAUAAAAAGAAAAAAAGAAGGUUUUUGAUUUGGAAUACUAUUUUAUCAAUGUUAUUGUUGAAAGAGACGGGAACCCCUUUACA